UCCAUUAAAAAAAUCACAAAUUCACAAACAAAUAAAUGUACUUUUUCCAAAAUAAAUACCUGAGAAACUUUAUCUCAUUGCCACGUUAACUAGACCCCACGUGUUAUCCCCUCCACUUUUUCAGUUCAACGAAACCUUGUACGGUUCUUCAAUUCUUGUGAACCCAUUUGAGAUUGUAGAUUUUUACAUAGUUUUUACCAUAAAAGGAUCGUUUUUUCUUAACCCCUUUUGUUUGUAUUUCUCAAUUUAUCAAAAAUUGUUGUCAUCUGAUUGAACUUUUGUUAGAGAAAAGACAAACUUUUUGUGUUACCCUUUUGAAUUUUCUCUAUUAUAUGCACGGAUUUCCCAUGGUUUUGAUAUAAAUUUGAUGAAAAAUGCUCUUUGGGUGAAAGGGUUUUUUAGUGUGAAGUUGAUCGUUGUUUUUUCUUUGAUUUCUGUAAGAAAUCUGUAAUCAAACAUGAGUACAAGUGUUUCUCUCAAUCUUGAAUGUUGGAAACUGAGAACCCUCUAUUCUCUUCCCUCUGAUUCAUGGAAAUCACCUCGUUCAGUUUCUUGUCCUACACAGAAACAUGUUACUGAGAGGAACAAAAUGAAUGGUUUUUCUUUUUCCUUGUUGUCUAGGUCAAGGAGCUUGAAGGGUAAAAGAGUAAAUCGUGCCUGUUCUUGUUCUGCUGUUUUUGAUGAUUUUCAUUUUGACAGUGAAGAAAAUGGAAGAGAAAUCUUGGAGCCUUCUUUACUUGGUAUUCAACCUGAACCACCUAGUUGGCCAGAGAGAGAAGAGAUUUUGAGACUGAGUUUUGAAAGGAGAGUGAAAAGUGUUGGAAUCCCUUUGUCUAUUAGGAUGAUUAAGAAGAAGCUGCAAUUGGAACAAGGUUUUAAGGAAGAAUCAAGUGAAUUGAAUAAUUGUUCUGUUAAGAAGAGUUUUGGGUCUUUGUUGUUUAUUCUUCAUGAGCUUCAGAAUCAUGCUUUGCAAACAAGGGAAUCACUUUGUGGUGAAGAUUUGAAAAGUGUAAUGGUUAAGCUAAAUAGAGAAAUGGAUGAUUCAUUUGUGUGGUUGUUUCAACAGGUUUACAGUGAGACACCAUCUCUCAUGGUUGAUGUUAUGGUUUUCAUAAGCAACUUUUCUGUGUUUUCUAUGUAUAACAACAAUAUUGUUAAGGAUGUGAGUGAAGUACUACAUGGUGUUGUGGUUCAAGAUGAGUGUGUUAAGGAGGAGUUGACAGAAGAGGAAGAAAAGUUAUGGAAUUCUAUGAUUGAGGAAGCUUCAAAGAUGCAAAAAGAAUUGAGGGGUGAAGUUUUGUAUCAUGAAACAACGAUGAAGUUUGUGGCACCAGUUUGUGUGGAGAUUGAAGGGGAUCAAUAUGAGGAAUAUGAGAAAACUGAGGCUUAUUACAAAAAGCAUAUAAUCCUUUCACCUUACAAUUCACUUCUUCUGUCAAACUAUGCACAGUUCCUCUUCCUUGUUCUUCAUGACAAUGAUGGUGCUGAAGAAUACUACAAAAAAUCAGUGCUAGUGGAGUCACCAGAGGGUGAAGCAUAUUGUAGAUAUGCUGAUUUCUUGUUGUGGAUAAGAAAGGAUAAUUGGGCAGCAGAAUUGAGAUAUCUACAAGCAUUGGAAUCAGAUCCUGGCAACACUUAUUAUUUGUCAAAGUAUGCUAGUUUCCUUUGGAAUACUGGUGGACAACAAGACAAUAGUACUAGCUUUCCUAUAGAAGAAUUAGAUAACUUACAAAUAUGAUAUUCUUCAUAUUGUCUAUCUAUUUAUCCCACUUUAAUUUAAUAAGCUGUUUUUCUUGAAUGAGAAGUGGUGUAAGAAUAUGCUGAUUGUUGCUCUGCUAUAAAGCUGUCUAAAA
Messenger RNA from Lathyrus oleraceus (garden pea), 1853 nucleotides. RefSeq lists its product as uncharacterized. Gene Ontology annotation, molecular function: protein binding. The record is from RefSeq and is a predicted model, not a curated record. Lineage: Eukaryota; Viridiplantae; Streptophyta; Magnoliopsida; Fabales; Fabaceae. Bases 458 to 1738 code for a protein of 426 amino acids. The transcript is spliced from 2 exons.